AUGGCCACUCCAUCGUCGGUCAGUACUCGCAUUGAGGAAGAUGAGCCAGGUUGGACUUAUGGGAGUCGACCUCCAAAGCGGCGCAAAGGAGCUUUACCCGCCGAUGCCUCAAAUCCCUCUCCUCGUGAGAUCGGCUUUAUGAGAGAGUCUCAAAAUGAUGGCUCUGCCAGCUUUCUAGGAAGUUCCAGUGGAAUUCACUUUAUUCGACAUGUGUACAGCGCUUUUGCCCGUCGAUCUGCAGAUCUUCAACAGACCCGCGCUCGAGAUAGAACCUCGGUGCCUGGUGAGGAUGAUCGGUUGCACCGAGGUCCUGGAGGUAAUCUCGACACAAAUGAGAUAUGGUUGGCAGAAGAAUUGAACUACUCGAUGCAUACCUUGAUUUCUUUUGAAAAUCUUAUUUGCUGGACCCGCCUCUACUUUGAGAAUUGGCACCCAAUCUUUCCUUGUUUGCAUGCACCAACCAUUUUGAAGGUUAUGGAGAAAAUUGGUCAACAAGGCCUUGACUCUGUGGAAAGACUGGAUGCGAUAAUUAUUCGCUGUAUUGUCUCGAUAUCCCUAGCAGACAACAGGCAGACCAUUGUGCCUGGAUCAAAGCUAGGACCGGUGCCUGUCGCGUUGCUGUUUCACAGCGUGCAGCAUAUUAUGCAGGACAUACAUAGCCUAUUAGCGGAGCCAACGACCCUGCCACUUUUGCAAGCUGCGUUUACAGCCCAACUUACCUUGGCCUCUCUUUUGCGUCUUAAUGCUGCCUCUCGCGUGGGAGGGGUGAUCACACGAACAGCUUUCCACUUGGGUCUGCAUCGGUGCCCAGGUCGUUUCGCAUGUUUCAGUGAUGAAGAAGUCCAGAUUCGAAGACGUCUUUUCUGGUCAAUAUACUCCCUGGAGCGAUAUUUGUCACAGGCUCUUGGAGUUCCGCUAAGCAUUCGCGACGAUGACAUUGACGUUUGCUACCCGGGGGCUGAAAGACAUGCCAGCGCGAACGCAGGCACUCCCGAUACUCAACGCCUUCAGCUACUCUCCCACCUUGCGAAGUUUGCGAGGAUAAGAGGUUUAAUUCUUGAACUGCGAAACAAGUCUAUCUUGCAUAGCCAUGCUGGCACUGUUGAGGCAUCGCACGUCAACGGCGAGCUCUCUCAAUGGUGGAAUGAGGUUUAUGAUGACGUCCAUCCAAUUGAUGAGGAUUCGAGUGCCCCCUCUGAGCCAGGCAAAACCUUAGCUCCGUAUCACCGUCUUUUACUCAUCGUAUUCAGGCACGAAGCAAUCAUCUCCAUGAACAGGCCCCUGCUUGCGUCCGACAAGCCUAAUGCAGAAUACAAGAAUGCUCUACAAACUUGCAUCGCCUCUUCGCGGUCCUUACUUGCUGCAUUGAAGCAGUACAUGUCCUCUUCAUCUGAAGCUCCUCUAACGUGGCCUUCUUUUACAUGGAUCACGUGGAUGGCAUCUCUCAUAUUAAUGUAUGCAUCCUGGGAAGGCGAACUGCCUAUUCCUACAGCAUUGAAAUACGCGAGAAUUGGCAUCUCCGUUCUACAGAAUCUUGCUCUUCGCGGUAGCAGUUGGCCCGAAACAUGCAUCGAGGCGAUUCGAAGUAUGGAGUCUGCUUUGCAAUCGAGCGCCUCUGAACGCCACGAGGAACUAGCAUCUGGCAUUCUUACUGCUGAGAGGGGUAACCAUCCCAAUCCAAGCGGAUCUCCGAAUUUGAACGAGCGUUCAACCCGUGACAGAAACGGACAGUCAAGCAGGAGGAGGUCCACAUUCACCACCUCCGAUCCUCAAGGAGCUCGGAAUGCGCCUUCAUCUAUGAACGGGCAACAGUUUCCAGCAUCGAUGGGUCCAGGCAGACCCGGGGUUCCUUCCAAUGACCUGAAUAACUAUCCAGGUAUCUCGCCGUCAGAUCAUGCGAGCACUGGAGUUGAGGCGUCAUUUGUUGACAACUACUCACUAAACGGGCAGACAUCUGGGGGUCUCAUCUUUGGAAAUAUGAUGGCGAACACAAACGCACCUUUCUGUCCUGGGGGAGUAGGUCAAGAUGCUGUGCCUUUCUCCGAUCCAUCUGUCUUCAUGAAUGAUCUUUGGAGUGUGGCGGACGGACCUUGGCUUAUUGAUGGCAACUUAUUAUAA
Penicillium malachiteum is the source of this 2118-nucleotide messenger RNA. RefSeq names its product CeGAL family transcription factor. The record is from RefSeq and is a predicted model, not a curated record. Gene Ontology annotation, biological process: DNA-templated transcription. Gene Ontology annotation, molecular function: DNA binding; zinc ion binding. NCBI's taxonomy places the organism in Eukaryota, Fungi, Ascomycota, Eurotiomycetes, Eurotiales, Aspergillaceae. Bases 1 to 2118 code for a protein of 705 amino acids. The transcript has a single exon.